AUGCGGGGCGAGCGCUGCCUUGCGCUGGCCGCGCUUGCAGCGCUGCUCGCGUUUGGGUGCUGUUCGGCCGAAAUGGAACUCACCACCGCUGCUGUGUUUGAUCCAUCGAAACGUGGUAAUAUGAUGUACGGUGAUGCCUGUUCUACGGUUAUGGAGUGCGGCUUUCCGGAGUCAAUUUGUGAUGAAGUACAAAAGAUCUGCCGUUGUCAUUCUGACUAUCCUGUUACCAACCAUGUGGACAAGUGUGGUAAACCGGCUGGGGUAAACGAAACGUGUAUCUUCAAUGAACAAUGCGAGGAAAUGGUGUUCAAAACUGAGUGCAGAAACGAUCGUUGUGUUUGCAAGUAUGAAAUGGUUGCGGAAAUGACUUCAGAUGGUGGUGUUGUUUGUAACCCGGUCAAGCAAAUUGAGGAGUCCACGCAGACACUGGAUCCGGCUAUGAUCGGUGUUUUGGUUGGAAUGGCUCUAAUGUUUGUCAUCAUCUGCGUGGUCCUACGUUUGUUUAGCAGAGCUAGAUGGCGGGAGAAUCGCACUAUAUUCAACACACCCAAUCCUCGACUCAUGAACGUAUCUCUGUUACGUGACUCAAAGCUACUUCAUGCUCAGGAUCGUCGCGGCUCCCGUGUUAGCAUGCGCCCUCCAUCACGACAAGCCAGUCAACAGGAACUUAGACCACAUUCACCAAUUCCUGCAGCACGACAUCACCAAAGCCAUCAGCUACACCGAAAGACCUCAGGUUCCCGUCGUGGAUCCAGAGCUAGUAGUGGACAUUCGGCCACAUCUUUGAGAUCAGCAAUCUUAAGGUCGCCAACAGCCGCUGGACCAGCAUCUGUGACCGUCGAGAUUCGUGCACCAGAUGCUUAA
This is a messenger RNA of Danaus chrysippus (African queen), 864 nucleotides long. NCBI's taxonomy places the organism in Eukaryota, Metazoa, Arthropoda, Insecta, Lepidoptera, Nymphalidae. The record is from the annotation of a GenBank genome assembly.